Aspergillus japonicus CBS 114.51 is the source of this 2568-nucleotide messenger RNA. Its product is annotated as putative MFS monosaccharide transporter. Gene Ontology annotation, biological process: transmembrane transport. The record is from RefSeq and is a predicted model, not a curated record. Bases 1 to 2568 code for a protein of 855 amino acids. Gene Ontology annotation, molecular function: transmembrane transporter activity. NCBI's taxonomy places the organism in Eukaryota, Fungi, Ascomycota, Eurotiomycetes, Eurotiales, Aspergillaceae. The transcript is spliced from 5 exons.
AUGGAAGACCAACGACCGACAGUUGUAACCGUCUCCAUCGUCUUUUUUGUUGUCGCCACCGUCUUUGUUGCCUUGCGCUUCGUGUCUCGCCUUUUUAUAGUUCGCAAAAUUGCCCUGCAUGACUAUUUUAUGCUCUUGGCCUGGUUCCUUGAUUUCGGCUUCUCCUUCUCCCUCUUCUACGCUACCCACCAAGGUCUCGGUCUUCACGAUGUCAAUAUUCGCCCCGAGCAACGGCCUGGCCUCAACCGCGCCGAUUACGCCUUUACCGUCCUUUACAACCCGACGUUGAUGGCCAUCAAAACCUCCAUCCUGGUCUUUUACCUGACCCUUACACAAGGCGAAAAGAUAUUCCGCUGGGCCACCUACGUCACCCUCUUCGUCGUCAAUGCCGCUGGCCUGGCCCUCACCCUGGUCAACGUCUUCCAGUGCCGUCCAGUCAGUGCUGCUGUCGCAUAUCCCUUGCCCGACGGCGCCAAGUGCAUCGACAUCCUCACCCUCUAUCUAUCCUCCUCCCCCGUCAACAUCAUUACCGACCUGGCCAUCCUCUGUUUACCGAACCCCAUCCUCACGCGCAUGCGCCUGCCGCGCAAGCAGAAAAUCAUCAUCGUCAUCACCUUCAGUUUUGGGUUCUUCGUCGCCGUUGUUGAUGUCAUUCGCAUCGCCUACAUUCAAGAUGCUGCGACCUCCCGUCAGAUUGCUCUCAAGGAAGUUCACUUGCAGGGUACCCCCGGCGACGAUUUGAGCUGGUACGCGGCAUUCUCCUUCAUGUGGUCCGUCAUCGAAGUCAAUGUUUCCAUUAUAUGCGCCUGCGUUCCCAGCCUCAAGCCGCUCGUCGCCCGGUUGCUUCCCAAGCUCAUUCGCGACACUGACGAGAGUUAUCAAGCCUCUUCGCCGGGCACCCAACCGCUACAGCCGCUGGCGCCCAUUGCAGUCGGGGACUCUGUGCCCCGACCUGCCCCGCCCAAUGGAACCCCAAAUCCUAAACCCACCCAGUCGGAGAGUCGGAGCAGUCAGGCUGGCAGCGACGCACGCGUUGAUCUUACGGAGUUCCUGGCCACCCCGCCGCCCCAUUCAGGCCCGGAAGCGACCGACGUGGAGCAGCGCACGAACACAGUGACCAAUUCCUCCUACCCGCCCAGUAUCACCUUUUUCGACUUUGUCAAUAUGAAACAGCCCGCGAAUAUGCUCAAGCUGAGCAACAAGGAGUCCAUUACGCCCAUCGCGUUCACCACUGUUCUGUUCUUUCUCUGGGGCUUCGCUUACGGAUUGCUCGACAUGCUGAAUGAGCAAUUCAAGAAAAUCUUACACCUUGGUGUAUAUCGAUCGUACGGGUUGCACGCGACCUACUACGGUGGUUAUCUGUUGGGUCCACCGCUUGUGGGCCGUCCCGUGCUCAAACAUUGGGGCUUCAAGGCUUCAUUCAUAACGGGCCUCUGCAUCUACGCAUGCGGCUCCCUCAUCUUCUGGCCCUCCGCUGUGUUGACUUCUUAUUCAGCGUUCGCUGUGUCCAACUUCAUUGUCGGGUUCGGCUUAGCCGUGCUUGAGACAGCCGGCAACCCGUUUAUUGCUCUAUGCGGUCCGCUCGAAAACUCCGAGAUUCGUCUGAACAUCUCACAAGGUGUUCAGGCUGUUGGCAGUGUUGUUUCGCAGCUUCUUGCGAAAAAGGUUCUGUUUAAAAAGGUGACUGAUGUUUCCUCCUUGGUAGACGUUCAGUGGACCUACCUUGGCAUUGCUCUAUUCGACGUGAUCCUGGCUCUCGUCUUCUACUACCUGCCUGUCCCAGAAGCUUCCGAUGCUGAUCUGGAAGAGUUGGCCAACCGUCGGCGGUCUGACAACCGUGCUCGCGUGGCGGGGUUGCCGGUGGUUUGGGUCACUCUGGGUCUGGGUAUAUGGUCUGUGUUCAUGUAUGUCGCGGGCCAGGAAGUGUUGUCUAUGAGCUUCGUGCGUUUUGUUGAGGAAGUUCAUCCAAACGGUUCCUUGACUCCCUUCGAGUUCUUGACCAUUGGGCACACGGUCUUUGCAGUGGGGCGAUUUUUAGCCGCUCUUCUGCAAUGGUUUCUCAAGCCACGCUGGAUUCUGCUGUUGUCCUACAUUGGCAUGAUCGUGUGCGCUGCGCUGUGCAUGCAUACCACCGGCCUCACGGCGGUGACAAUGGCCGAGCUUGUAUAUCUGUUCGAAAGCGGUGCCUUCAGUAUCAGUUUUGCCAUCGCUUUGCGGGGCACGGGACGACAUACCAAGACAGCCGGCUGUCUGCUGACGAUGGCCAUCGGAGGGGGCGGUAUCUUCCCGUUUGCGCAGUACGCAGCGCAACUGGUAGGCGGCGUAUCCUACUCGUAUAGCGUUCUCGUGGCGGUUUCCGCCGCGGGUGCCAUAUUCCCAAUAUAUUUGAACCUCGUACCGGCGGCCAAGAAGCAGGUGGACCCGGUGCCCAACGAACACCUGCGACAUCCUCGCCGCCGUAGCCGCGGCGUGCCGCGUGCCAAGGACAAUCCGUCUGUGGGUGGAGUGCUGUCGCGACGGCGCAGUGUGCUCUUGGAUCCGCUACCGACCGUCCACCUGACGGAGUGA